Vitis riparia (riverbank grape) is the source of this 1246-nucleotide messenger RNA. Its product is annotated as L10-interacting MYB domain-containing protein-like. NCBI's taxonomy places the organism in Eukaryota, Viridiplantae, Streptophyta, Magnoliopsida, Vitales, Vitaceae. The transcript is spliced from 3 exons. The record is from RefSeq and is a predicted model, not a curated record. Bases 229 to 1047 code for a protein of 272 amino acids.
UGAAUUUUUAUUUUCUUUUUUAUCAAAAUAGAAUUUAUCAGUGAAUUUUUAUUUCCUUCUACUGGAUACCGGUACGGCGGUACCCUCUUUUCACCGCCGGCUGCCGCACCUCGCCGCUGCCGCCUAGCACACCAUUCUCGGCCUCCACUUCUGAGCAAAAAUCCGAGCUUCAACGGUCUUAUCUGAAUUUAUCCGUUCUCUCUUCCUUUUAAGUUUUCCGAAGAGAUCAUGGCUCAACAUGUCGAAAUUACUAGGGCAAAUUGGAGUGAUCCCACCCAAAGGAAACACUUCAUUGAUCUUUGUCUCCAUGAGGCAAAUAGUGGAUUUAGGUCAGGUGGAACAUUAAAGCCUAGUUCUUGGCCUCGAAUUAUUAAAGAGUUGGAGAAGUUAGUUGGAAAGCGUUUUAAUCAAAAACAGCUUAAGAAUGCAUGGGACUACAUGAAAAAGCAAUACCUCACAUGGAGUAGAUUGAUAACUAUGAUGGGAGAUGGUUACAAUUCUGUUACUAAAACUUUUGAUUUGCCAACUGAAAGAUGGGAAGAAUACUUACAGAAAUAUCCAGAAGCUAAGCAAUUUCGUUAUAGGCCUUUAGCAAAUGCUGAGGAAUUAGAGGCAUUGUUUGGAGGAGUGCUAGCAAUUGGGGCUAAAAACGGGAGUUCUGAGGGGAUGGACAACACAUCAUCGACACAUUCCACAUCAAUGCCUUGUGAAAUUCCAAUUAGUCUAGAGGAAGAUGACAAUUUGCAAAGAAAAUUACAUUGGGAGCAAACUGCUGAUGAUGAGGUACGAGUUCCUCACAGAAAAAGAAAGAGAAAAUUAGAUCAAAUUGAAGCAAAAGUAAAUAGUAUAACUUACGCCUGGGAGAAUCUUGAAGGACCCUCGGUGCAAGAAUGCAUGAAGAUUUUGCGACAACUUUUCACUUUUGAAAAUCCACUAUAUUUUGUAGCAGCUAAUGCAUUUUGCAAGAAGAAAGAAUAUCGGGAGUUGUGGAUGGAUAUGGAAAGUGACCAAGAGCGGAUAGGAUGGAUUUGGAGUCUGCGAAAAUGACAUAGAACAUUUGGGAAUAGGUAAUGAACAUAAAACAUCAGUACAAGUUUUUUUUGGUUAUUUUUGGAUAUUUGGUGCAUUGUUAGAUAUGAUACAUUUGCAUUAUCUUUAGUUUCCUAUGUUACUAUAAUUUGUUAACAUAGAAUAUUUUUGCUACUUGAAUGUUACUUUUUACAAUGCCUUAUGGGAUUCCAUAUCA